Messenger RNA from Pocillopora damicornis (cauliflower coral), 1683 nucleotides. RefSeq lists its product as uncharacterized. The record is from RefSeq and is a predicted model, not a curated record. Gene Ontology annotation, biological process: protein palmitoylation. NCBI's taxonomy places the organism in Eukaryota, Metazoa, Cnidaria, Anthozoa, Scleractinia, Pocilloporidae. Gene Ontology annotation, molecular function: palmitoyltransferase activity; protein binding. Gene Ontology annotation, cellular component: Golgi membrane.
UCGGCUGUCGUCGUGGAGUCGGUGGACUACCAACAUGGCGGGCGAUGAGAAAGAAUCAAAGGAGUGUGAAAACCACGAGAAUUGUAAACCGAUUGAUAUCUUUGAAGCUGCACAAUGCGGAGAUUCCAGAAUGUGUAGGGAACUUGUUGCACAGCAUGGUGUGAAAAUCCUGAGCACACAUGACAGUCAUGGACACACGCCAUUGCAUUGGGCAGCCCUGGGUGGUUACAGCGAAGUUAUAAAAUUUUUUAUAAAUUGUGGAGUUGAAGUAAAUCAGCAGAGUCGAUCAGAUUAUGGACCUUAUCCAAUUCACUGGGCAUGUGUCAAUGGUCAUAUUUUAUGUGUGGAUCUUCUUCUUCAAAACGGGGCCUCAAUAGACUGUACCGACAACAAAGGUUGUACUCCUUUAAUUAUUACAGCACAGUAUGGAAAAGCAAUGCUGGCUGGAUACCUUAUGGGGAAAGGAGCAAAGAUAUUUCUGACAGAUCAUGAGGGUGACAAUGCUUUGCACUGGGCUUGUUUUAAAGGUCACAGCGAGGUAGUCCAGUUGCUUCUGUAUUCUGGGUUUGAUCCCAAACAGAAAGACAGGUUUAGCCAGACCCCUCUUCAUCUGGCUUGUCUUAGUGGAGACCUACUCACAGUUGAGCACAUUGUCGACAUGGAUGUUGUGUUAGAUGCUGUAGAUAGUAAUAACAAGACACCAUUAAGACUGGCCAUGGGUCGAGACCACAAGGAAAUUGUUCACUACUUACAAAGUAAACUUAAUCGUCUGGUCUCCUGCCAUAUUAGGGACAUUGUGUUUGGCCCACCUGGGAGAUCUAGAGGAGCAUUGCUAUUUUAUCUGGGAAAUCUGUUUCUCUGGGGCUAUCCUGUUUAUUUCUUUUAUGUUGUUCCAGUCUCAUGGGAUAUCCUACCUUGGGCUCAUUAUUUGUUUAUUUUCCUAAACAUUACAAUGUGGUGGGCUUUAUAUUAUGCUAAUUCUCGUGACCCAGGAUUCCUCCCCUGCCAUAGUCCAGAUUAUGACAUGGCCCUGAAACAGGUGCCGUUCUAUGAAGAGUGGCAGGUCAGGACAGGACAAAACCCUUUGGAAAACCUCUGUCACACUUGUAGACUGGUGCGACCACUGCGUGCAAAGCAUUGUAGGAUUUGUAACCGCUGUGUCAAGCAUUUUGAUCACCACUGUCCUUAUAUCAAUAACUGUGUUGGCCUCAAUAACAGGGGUCCGUUCUUCAUCUUUGUGUCAUGUGUGGCUUGGUGUAGUUUCAUCACAGUGUACUUUGCAAUCGUAAUGCUUCACUUGUAUGGAUUCAGCUGGAUAUUCCUUCUUGGUUUACUGCAGUUCAUUGUGGUAUCUGUGUUAAUGGGAGCCCUGUUUAUAUUUGUGAUGAGUCAAAUUUCAACCAACCUCACUACAAACGAAAGAAUCAACAAGAAGCGAUACGCGUAUCUGAGAGGACCGUCUGGAAUCUUUUUGAACCCUUUUGAUAGAGGAUGUCUCAAAAAUUGGUUGGAGUAUUUUCACUGGGUGGAACCAUUCGACAAGAAACCAAACCUCCUUUACAAUGUAUAACAGGGCUGGCCACUGGAUUAUGAAAAAAAAAACUUUGUUACCAUCCAUCUGAGGUCGUAGCGCAUAAAAUGGCUGGAUUUUUUUAACGACACAACUUCUGUAGAUUUCUAUCC